AUGAAUUCUCUGUCACGUCACCGCUUUACAAACGCGCGGAAUUCGCUCAAAUAUUGCAAGACAAUUUCUAGACGGCAAGCUGCUGUUCAAAGGAGCAUUAGUACUUUCACGGCCUCUGAUUAUAUACAGAGAUUUCCCAAGUUCAAAGACAUUCGAGGUCCUUCUCUACGAUACUUUCUGUUGUGGACGUUACUAGGAUCUGAAGCAUUACACUUGCGAUGGACGAGAGUAGAACACGAAGAAUAUAAAGAAAAGGCAAAGUUACAAAUUGUAAAACUGAAGGAGCAAAUUGCGGCAAUGGAUGAUGGAGGGAAGUUGCAAGCAGCUGAUAAUGGCUUUUCUCGGCAGACACAACCACUAACGUCAUCAGAAGAUAUCGAUCUGCACAAAAAUAAAUCAGUGUCCAAAACUAAUAUAUUAAUAUGA
Molecule: messenger RNA, 426 nt
Organism: Paraglomus brasilianum
Lineage: Eukaryota; Fungi; Glomeromycota; Glomeromycetes; Paraglomerales; Paraglomeraceae
Source: the annotation of a GenBank genome assembly